ACUGAGGUUCCCGCCCUAUCAGAACCCACGAAAUUCCCACUAAAGUGAAAUUCCUUAAAUGCCGAGUUAAAUCUCAAAGUAGUCCUAAACUUGCACUCCGCAUCAAAGUGAUCUAUGAAGUUAAUAAUUACUCAAAUUUGUCUCCGAAAUUGUCCACCGGGACUCAUAGUAGUCCCUAAAAUAAUUUCCGUCCAUCCUUGCCAUUGGAAAGAACUGAAAUGACGUAGUUUUGUAUUUAAAAAAUCCCUUUUGGGUCCCCCUCCCCAACCACGCACUAUUCUUCAACUGGGCCUCCAACCCCAACCCAACCCUAACAACUACUCUCACAUGCGCCACUGUUACGCCGCCAUAACCAACUCCCUUCUCUCUCACUCUCUCUUCUCCCCUGCCCACCACCUCCUCCACCGCUCCAACAACCUCUCCGACUCCUUCAUUUGCAAAUUCAUCAUUGCUCUCGGCAAUCGUGGCGAUAUCAGGCGCACCAUUCACUGGUUCCACAAAGCCAAGAGCUUUUCACAUGGCCGAUGCUUGUUAUUCUGUAACGCUGUCUUGGUUGUUCUUGUAAGAGCCAAUCGGAUCAAUUUGUCAAAGUCUAUCUUUGACCAGGUUGUGGAGGAGGGUGUGUUUGAGCUCGACGUGUUCACUUAUACCACCAUGAUUAGGGGCUUUUGCAAAAUUGGCAUGGUCCACAGUGCACUCAAGGUGUUCGUGAAAUGUUUUGUGCGCCCAAUUCGGUUACUUACAACACUUUGAUUCACGGGUUUUGCAAGAACGGUGAUAUGGAGGGUGCCAAGAGGGUUUUUGAUAGAAUGGUGGAAGUAAGGGGUCAGAGUUGCAAGCCGGAUGUGGUGACUUAUACUACUUUGAUUGAUUGAUAUUCAAAGAAAGGUGAGUUACGCGAAGCUUUGGAGUGUAUGGAGAUGGUAAAACAGGGUUGUCAUCCAAAUGUCUUGACUUACAAUACGUUGAUUGAAGGCCUUUGCUUGGGUGGGAAUGUGGGCGAGGCCAUGAAGAUGAUGACUAGGAUGUGAUUGAAUGGUUUAAAAGACAAUGUUACCACAAACACCAGCAUCAUGAAGGGUUUUUGCAUUGUGGGGAGGUCUGAAGAAGCUAUCAUACAUCUGAAGGAAAUGGACGUCGUUUUAGUCCUCUCUAAUGGCAAGGAUGGACGGAAAUUAUUUUAGGGACUACUAUGAGUCCUGGAGGACAAUUUUGGGACGAAUUUGCGUAAUUAUUAACUUCAAGGAUCACUUUGAGGCUCGAGUGCAAGUUCAGAAACUACUUUGAGAUUUAACUCCUUAAAUGCUGCUCGUAUAAGAUGUGAAAGAUCCCUAAUUUUGAACCUCUCUCUCAAACGGCAGCGCGACACUCUCAUCUACCCCUCCCUCUCUCCAACCACGCUCUGGCCCUCCCCCCUGUUUCCGUCGCCAACACCAACCAUGCCGUCGCCAUCGUCUGUCGCCGAAGUCUGAAUGUCUCCCGUGCAAGCUUCGCCGUCGCCUUCCCGUUGUUUCCGUGAGCCACCGUCGCUGAAGGUCUCCCGUGCGGAAGGCCUCCCAUCAACCAGCGCCGUCGCCAUCCUUUCCCUUCGCCGUGGAAGGUCUCCCGUCUCCCUUGCGUCGCUGAACCUGUUCUCGCCGGCAGAGACCUUCCAGCAGUUUAAUACAUUUGAUAAGCGACAGUUGCAGAUUAACUUUCAUUUGUUUUCAACUUGACAAGGUCUUUUCCAAGCUCUAUCUGAUUGAUAAAUGAAGCACAUUGUGAAGAUUUUCUCAUUGGUGGUGGCCAUCACUGCAUUAUGGAUUGGCCUCUUACAAUCAUCUGUAAUUCCACGUAGUCAUACUUGGCUGCUACCAGUCUAUUUUGUUGUGUCUUUAGGAUGUUAUGGUCUGUUAAUGGUUGGAGUUGGUCUAAUGAAUUUCCCAACUUGUCCUCAAGAAGCUCUGCUGUUGCAAAAGGACAUUGUGGAGGCCAAGGAAUAUCUGAAGCAAAGAGGAGUUGAUGUUAGCUCUAGCUGAAUAAUAAUUUGUUGAUUCAGAAUUAGCUGCUAACAAUUACUUAAUGGGAGUAGCAAAGAAUUUUGUCAAACAAUGUACUCAAAUACUAAAGCGGGAAAUGUUUGGAUUAGCACUACUGUACAUGGAAUUCUUUUUACUUCGAUAAACUUUUCUUUUCUUUUUAUCUUUUUUGUAAUUAAAUUUUGAAUCCUGACUAUGUUUAUGAAAAUGUUUCUUGACAGUA
Arachis ipaensis is the source of this 2241-nucleotide messenger RNA. Lineage: Eukaryota; Viridiplantae; Streptophyta; Magnoliopsida; Fabales; Fabaceae. The record is from RefSeq and is a predicted model, not a curated record.